Cylicocyclus nassatus is the source of this 1253-nucleotide messenger RNA. The record is from the annotation of a GenBank genome assembly. NCBI's taxonomy places the organism in Eukaryota, Metazoa, Nematoda, Chromadorea, Rhabditida, Strongylidae.
AGUUCUUCCUAACGAGGAUGAGGACGAAGUUAACGAUGGUAAUGAUCUCAAAACUACAUAUUUUUGUAGGUUUAUUUGCCAUUUGCUUCUUCAUCUUUCUGGUAAACUCAUAUACUGUCUACACACAUACCCGUUCUGUUGCGAACGAAACGUUGGCCGAGACAAAAGCAAUACAGAACAUUGCGAUAUUGAGCAUCAUAAAUGGUGGCUCUGAUAAGGCAAAGUACAAAACAGCGAUGCUUUCUGUGCAGUGUUAUGCUCUGCAAAAUAAUUACACAUACUUGCAACUAAAUGGCGAGGAUUUCAAAACAAUAUGUGAACAACGCCAUGUCCUCCUCCAACGUCACUGCAUUGUCGCACAUAUUUUAAAAACUUAUAACUUUAGUUGGGUGCUGCAUGUGGAAGCCGACAUUGGCGUCGUCAAUGAAAAAAUGCGAAUAGAAGAGUAUAUCAAAGAGGAUGUUGACCUAAUUUUCUAUGAAAGAUUCUUCAAUUUCGAAAUAGCGGCAGGCUCGUAUUUUGCCAAAAAAUCAGAUUUUUCUGUAAUGUUUCUUCGUGGAUGGGCGGAUUAUGAAUUUCGUCUGCCGAAGACAUUUCAUAAUGACAAUUUAUUGCUGCAAAUGUGGUUCGUGGAAUUGCUGGCUCCUAAUGCACCUUUGACUCAAACCUGCUGGAUACUUUGGAGGAAUGCGUUGUGGAAAAACGCAGUGAAACUCAAGUCCCUUUGGAAAAUUUGGUCCCUUCACACCUUAUGCUGUAGAGAAGCGCUAAAAAGCGCAUUAACACCUCAUCUUUUUCUUUACACAAAGGGAAAUGGAUGGGUUAGAGAUUCAUGGUUGACAAAUAGUCACUGGAGCCAAAAAGAUUUUAUGUUUCAUGACAGGAAAGAGAAACGCAAAAAGCAUUUUAAUGGAACGCAAGAACUGGUUCUCGAUGGGCCCAAAUUUGACUGGUUUGACACGUUAAAAAAGCCGUUGAUUCUUGACAGAUGCACAAAGGAUGAACCUUGGGAUCACGAAAGUGCUUUGAUAACCAGUGAACAAGUCAUCGAAUCACAUCUGGAGAAACGGAAGAAAAGUGUAGAGCAUGAGUAUCGUGUUCAUCUACGUCAACUUCAAGAAAUUGCAACUAGCUUAAAUCAAUCUAUCCAAACCUUAAUUUAGAAAAAUUUAAUGAAUUUAAGUUCGCCUUAUCAAUCUGUUCAUUAUAAAGCUUGAUAAACAUAAACAAGUUGAUAAACAAGUUGUAAAAAC